UGUGUUCUCCUGUAAAUACAACAGCACUUGCACCUAACUUUAGCUUCUUUCCUAUGACACCAAGUACAAGCCCACUUCUCCUCAUCAAAUUCACCAGGGUCAUCAAAGGCGCAAACUGCUGUGAAGUAAACCCGGGGCAAGCUUGCCGAGGAAGAUGCUCUAAACAACACUUGCUGCAAAACUCAGGUGGGCUUUUGUCUUUGAAACUGCCAGGGAAACUAAAAAUUGGAUUGGGUGGUGGAACGAAUGGGGAGAAAGCAAUAUUGGAACUAUUAGUUAACCAGAACAACGACCAAUGUCAGCAACCAAAAUCAAUUCCAGAUAAUGAGAUCAUACGGGACAUAUAUCUACCCAAUUUCGUUAUACCUGACAAAAACAAUCUCGGAUUAACAGCAAUAACACAGCCUCGUUCGAAAUCAGAGUUAUUUCAACGAGAGUUCAUAUUCAUACCUGUGGUGGGAGGGCGGCCGAGAUUUUCAAAGGAUGUCGCAAGGUUUUGCUCAUCUUCCACCUCCGUACAAGACAUCUCUAUGGCUCGGUUAUGCAAUUCUGAGAUAAAGGCUCAUUCGUCGCUUUUGCUGUGCCACAUGACCAUCGAGAAAAGCCAAGAAGCGUAUGUGGUUAUGUCGAGAGCGAAGAGGAUACUCUUUCAUGGUGGUACAUGUUCGUUCGUUGAAGGCUCGAUAGAUUCUAUGAAUGAAUCUAUCAACCUACUUCAAACACCACUCUGCGUUGUUGAAGGGAAUAAGGCUCCUCAUUAC
Messenger RNA from Striga asiatica, 761 nucleotides. NCBI's taxonomy places the organism in Eukaryota, Viridiplantae, Streptophyta, Magnoliopsida, Lamiales, Orobanchaceae. The record is from the annotation of a GenBank genome assembly.